AUGCAAUAUUACCAAAAUCUUACAAAAUGCUUAGAUUGUUAUCGUGCUAAUGACAUUGGGAACGUUUCGGUUGCUAACGUGAAUAAUUAUAAAUCAGCAUGUUCUUCAUUGGGUGUGUCGUUCACUGAUGCUAGUACUGCGAAAAAAGUUCUUAUUGGAGUUAUUGUAGGUUUAGUUGGUUUGAUGCUGAUAGGUGUGGGUGGUUGGUUAUAUUGGCGUAAAAGCAAAAAUCAUCCAAGAUUAGAUAAUGAACCUCCCCCUCCUGAUCUGGAUCCUAGUCAAUAUGACGCUCCUGCACCUACCUCUCCGACUGAUGCAAACACAGAAGUUGUUCAACCUACUUUGCCCACUGUACCUCCAUAUGGUAGUAGUCAACCUGAACAAUACUUUGGUAGUGGUGUACCCCCUUCUCCUCCUCCUGACCGAUACGGCCAAUACAGUCAAUACUAUACUAGUCAACCAUCAUCUCCUCCACCAGGGCAACAAACCUCAUAUGGAGGCGUUCCUCCAAGAACUUCAUCUCCACCACAAAGUCAACAUCCAUCAUAUUAUAGUGUUAGUAGUUCUCAACCAAUUUUACCUCAAUCUUCGGGUGAUGAUGUGUCAGGUCGUUACUCACAGCAAUAUUCUUCUGGACAAUUUGGUGGAAUACCUGAACAGGAACAAACUACUAUGCCAUUACCAGUACCAACUCCAGCCGAAUAUCAACAACAUAGUUAUCCAAUUCAAUACCAGCAAGGUUAUCCACCACCUCAACAAGGUUAUCAAGGUUAUUCUCCACAGGGUUAUCCUCAACAAGGUUAUCCUUCACAGGGUUAUCCUCAACAAGGUUAUCAUCCACAAGGUUAUCAUCCACAAGGUUAUCAUCCACAAG
Racocetra fulgida is the source of this 874-nucleotide messenger RNA. NCBI's taxonomy places the organism in Eukaryota, Fungi, Glomeromycota, Glomeromycetes, Diversisporales, Gigasporaceae. The record is from the annotation of a GenBank genome assembly.